Messenger RNA from Aureobasidium melanogenum CBS 110374, 1905 nucleotides. RefSeq names its product kinase-like protein. NCBI's taxonomy places the organism in Eukaryota, Fungi, Ascomycota, Dothideomycetes, Dothideales, Saccotheciaceae. Gene Ontology annotation, cellular component: spindle pole body. Gene Ontology annotation, molecular function: protein serine/threonine kinase activity; ATP binding. The record is from RefSeq and is a predicted model, not a curated record. The transcript is spliced from 3 exons. Gene Ontology annotation, biological process: intracellular signal transduction; peptidyl-serine phosphorylation. Bases 1 to 1905 code for a protein of 634 amino acids.
AUGCCCAUGAUGCCGCCGCCAAUGCAUUCGCGCGCUGGCAGCGACUUGGGCGAGCGACCUCUGACUCCCACCUCUCCACGACACCAGAACCAGAAUCAUAAUGCGCAACCCUUCAUCUCUCCGGCUCAGACACCUCAGGGCAGUCCAAGCAAGAACCGCAUGCCCCCUGGCGCCUUCGACCUGCCCGACGUAUUCUCCAAUGCCAUGAAACUACUGCCCACCCUGGGCUCUCCUUCAAAGACUCCCAGAAACCAAGAUCACAGCCCUACGCGCAAAUCUAACAAGGAGAACACCCCACCUACUCGCCCUGGCGCUCAGCAACAAGAUCAUGUCAGCCAAGCUGCGGCGAGCAGACAGAGCCAGUAUCGCCAGGACGAACAGCCCCUGAGCAGACAGCGCAGUGUCAUUUCUGGUGGCCUAACACAAGAAGAGAUUGAGAAGCUGCAGAAGCCCACCGUCAAGCGUCUGGCUAACGUUACCCAACUUUACUUCCUUGACCACUACUAUGAUCUUCUCAACUACGUCUCAACCCGCCAGAAGCGUACCGAACUCUUCCAUGCCCACAAUCCUCCACCACCGCAGACUCCCAAUGAUGAAUACCAAUCGAACAUGCAACAGUACCUUGGACGCGAACGUGCAAAGCUCCGUGCCAGACGCACUCGUCUCAACCAUGGUGAUUUUGCCAUUCUCACUCAGGUCGGUCAGGGCGGUUAUGGUCAGGUCUACCUGGCGCAAAAGAAGGACACACGCGAAGUCUGCGCUCUCAAAGUCAUGAGCAAGAAGUUGCUAUUCAAGCUCGAUGAAGUGCGCCAUGUCUUGACCGAGCGCGACAUUCUCACCACCGCAAAGAGUGACUGGCUGGUGCGUCUUUUGUACGCCUUCCAGGAUGAGGCCAGCAUCUACCUCGCCAUGGAGUAUGUCCCCGGUGGUGACUUCCGCACUCUUCUCAACAACACUGGUGUUCUGCACAACCGUCAUGCUCGUUUCUACAUCUCCGAAAUGUUCCUCUGCGUCGACGCAUUGCACCAGCUCGGCUACAUCCACCGUGACCUUAAGCCUGAAAACUUCUUGAUCGAUAGCACUGGUCAUGUCAAGCUUACCGACUUUGGUCUGGCUGCUGGUUUCCUAGCCCCAGCCAAGAUUGAGAGUAUGCGCAUCAAGCUCGAGGAGGUCGGAAACAUGCCCCGCGAUGCUAUUCCCUUUGGCAGGCCCAUCGAGGAGCGUUCGCUGCAGGAGAGAAGAGAAGGAUACCGCAGUCUGCGUGAGCGCGACGUCAACUACGCAAAGAGUAUCGUUGGAAGCCCCGACUACAUGGCCCCUGAGGUGUUGAAGGGCGACGAGUACGAUUUCACUGUUGACUACUGGUCUCUCGGAUGUAUGCUCUUCGAGGCGCUUGCUGGAUACCCACCAUUCGCUGGUGCGACGGUCGACGAGACAUGGCAAAAUCUGAAGCGCUGGUCAUCCGUCCUGCGCAAGCCUGAGUACGAAGAUCCCAACUACUUCCUUUCUCGUCGUACAUGGGAUCUCAUCACUCGUCUCAUUUCCGGAAAGAACCAGAGGCUGCGCGGUAUCUCGCAGGUCAAGGCUCAUGCCUACUUUGCUGAAGUUCGCUGGGACCGACUGCGCGAAGAGCGUGCCCCCUUCGUGCCCGAACUCGACAGUGAGACUGAUGCUGGUUACUUCGACGACUUUGAGAGCGAGAAGGACAUGGCCAAGUACAAGGAAGUCAAAGACAAGCAGAAGGCGCUCGAAGAGAUGGCUGAGAGGGACGAGAAGAUGGGCCGCAAUCUGUUUGUUGGCUUCACAUUCAAACACCGAAAGCCCGCCGUCGACGAGAAUGGCGAACGCACUAGCCCUCGCAAGCCUCUUCCACAAGUGGAUGAGGACUUUGGCACCAUCUUCUAG